AUGGCCGGUUCCUCCAAAUGGGCGUGGUCCAAGAGCACACGCAUCAAGGUGAUGCUCAUUAUUGACACAGCCUUCUUCCUCCUCGAACUCAUUGUCGGCUUCCUCGCCCACUCCCUGGCCCUGACCGCCGAUGCCUUCCACAUGCUCAACGACAUCAUCUCUCUCGUCAUCGGUCUCUGGGCUGUCGUCGCCGCGCAAAAGGAAACUACGGACGAAUACACAUUUGGCUGGGUGCGUGCCGAGAUCCUGGGCGCCUUCUUCAACGCCGUCUUCCUCAUCGCCCUCUGUGUCUCCAUUAUCCUCGAGGCCCUCACCCGCUUUGUUGAGCCUCCGGAGAUCAACAACCCCAAACUCAUCCUCAUCGUGGGCUGCGCCGGCCUCUUCUCCAACCUCCUGGGCUUCGUCGUCCUCGGCGGCCACGGACAUUCGCACGAUCACGACCACGGCGACGAGGGUCACGAUCACGAUCACGCCCACGGCGAACACUCCCACGAUCACUCCCACACCAAUGAUGCCGAGGAGGGCAGGGCUGGCAGAGAUAUCCGCUCCGAGGUCGCCGACGAGAGCGGCGACGUCAACGACAUUCUUCCCGAGGUCGUCGUUAGGAGGGCAACCACCGACAGAUCUGGCACCGACAGCCCCGAGACCACGCGCCGCAUUCGCUUCGGAGAUGACGCGCAAGGCCGAGACGAAUCCAACACACGUGGCAGCCGCGCCUCGGGCCAGUCCCGCGGCAGGGUUCGCCGUCGCUCCAGCAAGAGCGGCCAUUCGCGCUUCGCCAGCAUUGAGGACAUGAGCAUACACCCCGCCAGCUUCCGCCAGGACAUCAUCGCCGCCAGUCUCGCCGCCUCGUCCAAUGGCCCUGUCGCCGAGACCGAUAGCAGCGAGGAGUCAGCCGUGGCCGAUUCCGAGAACGACGCCAACGAGUCGUCCCCUCUUCUCAAGGACAGCAACGCGACGAGCAACAACGGUACCAUUGCUCACAAGUCGCAUUCUCACUCAACCUCAACCACAUGGAGACGUCGCGCGCGCCGUGACUCGAGCGUACACGACGGGCACAACCACACCAUGCCUCGCAAGCCCGGCUCCAAGGUCAGCGGCCACAGCCAUGCCGACAUGGGCAUGAACGCCAUGAUGCUUCACGUCCUUGGCGAUGCCCUGGGCAACGUCGGCGUCAUCAUCACUGCUCUCAUCAUCUGGCUCACCGACUGGCCCGGCAAGAUAUACGCCGAUCCGACAGUCUCGCUCUUCAUCACUGCCAUCAUUCUCAAGACAUCGAUCCCUCUCACCCUCGCCACCGCCCGGGUCCUUCUGCAGGCGACACCCGAGAACAUCUGCAUUCAGGAUAUCCGCCAGGACAUUGAGAGACUGCCCGGCGUCGUCAGCUGCCACCACAUCCACGUCUGGCAGCUCUCCGACACCAAGAUAGUCGCCAGCCUGCAUCUCCAGGUCUCUUUCCCCAUCAACACGCACAGCGGCGAAAAGUACAUGCAGCUGGCCAAGCGCGCGAGGAAGUGCCUCCACGCCUAUGGCAUCCACAGCGCCACCAUCCAGCCCGAGUUUUGUUUGGAUCAGAAGCACCAGCGUGACCACGACGUCGCCGCCCUGUCACUCGACGGCGCUACCGCCGACGGUCCCGCCGACGCCGCUUGCCUGCUUGAAUGCGUGGACGACUGCGAGGAGCAGGGUUGCUGCACCCAAGACACGGCUUCGUCUACGCGACGCGGUAGUGACUCUUCACAGGGCGACGCCCAACCGCGGUCGUAG
Molecule: messenger RNA, 1767 nt
Organism: Purpureocillium lilacinum
Lineage: Eukaryota; Fungi; Ascomycota; Sordariomycetes; Hypocreales; Ophiocordycipitaceae
Biological process (GO): intracellular zinc ion homeostasis; zinc ion transmembrane transport
Cellular component (GO): membrane
Molecular function (GO): zinc ion transmembrane transporter activity
Source: RefSeq, a predicted model, not a curated record